Procambarus clarkii (red swamp crayfish) is the source of this 714-nucleotide messenger RNA. RefSeq lists its product as uncharacterized. The record is from RefSeq and is a predicted model, not a curated record. NCBI's taxonomy places the organism in Eukaryota, Metazoa, Arthropoda, Malacostraca, Decapoda, Cambaridae.
AUGAGUUAUUACAGCACUAGUGAGGCCAUGAGUUAUUACAGCACUAGCGAGGCCAUGAGUUAUUACAGCACUAGUGAGGCCAUGAGUUAUUACAACACUAGUGAGGCCAUGAGUUAUUACAGCACUAGUGAGGCCAUGAGUUAUUACAACACUAGUGAGGCCAUGAGUUAUUACAGCACUAGCGAGGCCAUGAGUUAUUACAACACAAGCGAGGCCAUGAGUUAUUACAACACUAGUGAGGCCAUGAGUUAUUACAGCACUAGCGAGGCCAUGAGUUAUUACAACACUAGCGAGGCCAUGAGUUAUUACAGCACUAGUGAGGCCAUGAGUUAUUACAACACUAGUGAGGCCAUGAGUUAUUACAACACUAGUGAGGCCAUGAGUUAUUACAACACUAGUGAGGCCAUGAGUUAUUACAACACUAGUGAGGCCAUGAGUUAUUACAACACUAGUGAGGCCAUGAGUUAUUACAGCACUAGUGAGGCCAUGAGUUAUUACAACACUAGUGAGGCCAUGAGUUAUUACAACACUAGUGAGGCCAUGAGUUAUUACAACACUAGUGAGGCCAUGAGUUAUUACAAAACUAGUGAGGCCAUGAGUUAUUACAGCACUAGUGAGGCCAUGAGUUAUUACAGCACUAGUGAGGCCAUGAGUUAUUACAACACUAGUGAGGCCAUGAGUUAUUACAACACUAGUGAGGCCAUGAGUUAUUAA